This is a messenger RNA of Pneumocystis jirovecii RU7, 504 nucleotides long. RefSeq lists its product as uncharacterized. The transcript is spliced from 5 exons. The record is from RefSeq and is a predicted model, not a curated record. Gene Ontology annotation, cellular component: cytoplasm. Lineage: Eukaryota; Fungi; Ascomycota; Pneumocystomycetes; Pneumocystales; Pneumocystaceae. Gene Ontology annotation, molecular function: calcium ion binding. Bases 1 to 504 code for a protein of 167 amino acids.
AUGCUUCUUUAUAAAGAUGUCAUAAGCGGUGAUGAGCUUAUCUCUGACGCAUAUUCUUUGAAAGAAGUUGACGAUGUGGUAUAUGAAGUUAAUUGUGAUAUGGUUCAGAUUAAACCAGGAGAAGUUGAUAUUGGUGCCAAUCCAUCUGCUGAAGAGAAUGAAGAAGUAUUAGAAGAUGGUGUAGAAACAGUUAAUAAUGUUGUUUAUUCGUUUCGUUUGGUUCCUACUUCGUACACAAAGAAGGAUUAUCAACUUUAUCUUAAGGGAUAUAUGAAGAAACUUAGGGAAUAUUUGCAGGUACACUCUCCUGAUCGAGUUGAAGCAUUUGAGAAAGGCGUUACGGCAUUUGUUAAAAAAAUCCUUGCUAAUUUUAAGGAUUAUGAUUUUUAUGUAGGUGAAAGCAUGAAUCCAGAUGGAAUGGUAGUAUUAUUAAAUUAUCGUGAAGAUGGGGUUACUCCAUAUAUGAUAUUUUUUAAGGAUGGUCUUAAAGAGGAAAAACUUUAA